AUGUCGCUCCACAUCACCGUCGUCCCCGCCUCCUCACAAGGCGGCAAAGAGACGAUCCGCAACCUGCUCCGCCACGCCAGCCAGCCCCGAGUCCGCGGAGUCUACCGCGAUAUAGCUAAGGCGCCCGCCGAGUUCACGGACAAUGUCAAUUUUGAGCCUGUUCAAGGCGAUGUCUCCAAGGCCUCGCCCGACUUCUCCGGCUCCGAUGCUGUCUUGUACAUCCCGCCGCCUACAUUCGAGGACGUCGAUGUUGCCGAGUUCGCCACCAAUGCCGCCCAUCAUGUCAAGGCCGGCCUUGAGCGCGCGUCCGUCAAGCGGGUUCUUAUCUUCUCGGCGAUGGGUUCUCAAUACGAUCCCGAUGCUAUUGGUGUUCUGAAGAUCAAUCAUAUCACCGAUAAAAUUCUCGCUGCGAGCGCCCCUGAGGUAGUGGUCAUCAAGCCGGGCUGGUUUCACGAGAACUGGGCCGAAGCCUUCGCAACAGUGAAGCAGGAGCCCGCUUACUUUGAGUCUGUCUUUACACCGGCAGACUACGAGAUCCCAAUGGUCGGUCAACGAAAAUUCUUUGUGUCACGAAACGUGGUGGUUAACGAUGCGCAGGUGAGCAUUGUCGACGUUGGUCGCGCGUGUGCCCAGAAACUGCUGGAAACCGGCCAGACGCUGCAUUCGUGCCCCUAUGUCUUUGAACUGUUCGGCCCGAGGCACUACUCGACGCUUGAUGUUCGGCAGGCACUUGAGAAGGCGUCGGGGAAGAGCAUUUCGAUCGUGCCGGUCGAGCCGGAGAAGCUGGCUGAGCAUUUCGCGAAGCACAUGCCUACGUCGCAGGUGCAGACCUAUGUGAACAUGAUUACGGCUACAUUGGCGGGGGGUGUUAUGGCAGGCGACUACAAGGGAGACGGGAGGACGGAAAGGGGGGUGGUCGAGCUUACAGAUAGCCUGGGACGGUUGUUCGCCGAGACUCAGUAG
Messenger RNA from Verticillium dahliae VdLs.17, 963 nucleotides. RefSeq lists its product as uncharacterized. NCBI's taxonomy places the organism in Eukaryota, Fungi, Ascomycota, Sordariomycetes, Glomerellales, Plectosphaerellaceae. The transcript has 2 exons. The record is from RefSeq and is a predicted model, not a curated record. Bases 1 to 963 code for a protein of 320 amino acids.